AUGAAUAAAUAUAUAAAGAGAAAUGAAGUAUUAAAAAAUUUGGGAAGAAUAAGAUUAAAAAGAGGACAUUACGUUGGGAAUGGUGUUUUUUUUUAUGAAAAAUAUGGAAAAUUGGGGAAGAUAUCAAGAUUAAUGAUAAGUCGAUAUUAUAGUAGAAUAUGGAAGGAAAAUGGAGUAGAAAGAUUAAUAAAUAGAAGAUUCAAAAGGAGUAUGAUGAUGUGGGGAAUAGGAAUAUUGGGAAUAUACUUUUUUCCGGUGGUUAUAAUGGGUAUUUUGACAUUAAUAACAGGACUUUUUUUUCCACUAAUUUUUCAAUCAAUUUUUCGUAUAAUGCAUAAAAAAGAGGGUAUUAAUAGGGUAUUUCCUUCUUCUAUAGUGGGGAAAUAUGAAACUAUGUUUUUGAAUUGGAUUAAACCGUUUAUUUCUCAAAUUAUACCAGAUACCGAAUCACUUGCACAAAAACUAUAUAUAGAAUCUAUAAAACGAAUAGAAAAGGCAAUUGAAGGGAAUGAAAAGGAAAUAAUGUAUGUUCUUGGGACGGAGAAUGUAUCAUUUGAGGAAUAUGAAUCAUUUUCUAUGAUGGGAUUAAAUAAAAUGAGAAAAUUUAGUAUAACUUUUAAAGUGCAAGAUUCAUAUAGAAGAAAUGAGAUUGCAUCCGUUUCAGCAUACGGAGUAAUGAAUGAAUAUAAUGAAAGUGUUAUUUUGGAAAAGAUCCUAAUCACUAGCAAUGAUAAUGAAAAAAUAAUUCUUUAUGGAGAUGUAAGUUCUAAAAAAGGUCAAGGAAAAACCAUAGAUGCAGAACAUUGGACGACAAGAUCGUUAAAUUAA
Molecule: messenger RNA, 828 nt
Organism: Pneumocystis carinii B80
Lineage: Eukaryota; Fungi; Ascomycota; Pneumocystomycetes; Pneumocystales; Pneumocystaceae
Exons: 3
Coding region: 1-828 (275 amino acids)
Source: RefSeq, a predicted model, not a curated record